Messenger RNA from Monoraphidium neglectum, 510 nucleotides. RefSeq lists its product as hypothetical. The record is from RefSeq and is a predicted model, not a curated record. The transcript is spliced from 4 exons. The coding region runs from base 1 to 510 and encodes 169 amino acids. Gene Ontology annotation, molecular function: protein binding. NCBI's taxonomy places the organism in Eukaryota, Viridiplantae, Chlorophyta, Chlorophyceae, Sphaeropleales, Selenastraceae.
AUGGCAGUGAGCAGGGACGGGGCGUACCUCAUCCUGGCCUGCUCCAGUGACAGGAAGCUGCAGAUAGUCAGGCUGUCUGACAUGCGGGAGGGGGCCAUCCAGGAGACCGCCCCGCUGACGUCACUGGCCCUGGCCCCCGGCGGCCGCUACCUGCUGACCAGCCUGCAGAGCCACACGCUGCACCUCUGGGACCUGGGGCCGCUGCUGGCGGGGCGGCCGGGGGAGCUGGCCGCGGCGCUCGACGCCGGAUGCGACCCCCUUGACGCACUACCGUCGGCCCCAGUGGCGGAGUACACCGCCAACGAGGGGCGGCCGGGGCGCUUCGUGCUGCGCAGCGGGUUUGGGGGCGCGGGGGGCGGCUUCGUGGUGCACGGCAGCGAGGACUGCCAGGUGUACAUCUGGCACCGUGACUCGGGUGACCGCCUGCUGACCCUGGAGGGCCACGCGGGCACUGUCAACGCUGUGGCCUGGAACCCUAAGGACCCCUACAUGCUGGCAUCAGCAAGGUAG